CUCCAGACCACGGUUGGCGAUGCGCGUUGAAGUAGUUGCGUGAGAUUGCUUCCACGUUUCUUUUCACACUUCUAGAUCCUGUAAACCUUCUCUACCAUCUCCAGCCUUUUUGUGUUUCGUGGGAAAGCUCCUUGCAUAGUCCCCAGCAACCGCCUUCAACCACACAACAUGGCACAAGUGCUGCGAGGCGGGGAUGGCAUGAUGGGUGGUUUUCCAUUGGAGCAAUGGUUCUACGAGAUGCCGGUCUGCACACGGUGGUGGAUGACAGCAGCCCUGAGUGCAUCUGUUCUGGUGCAAUGUCACAUCAUUUCGCCGUUCCAGCUAUUCUACAGCGUGAGAGCUGUGUUCUUCAGGAGCCAGUACUGGCGCCUCAUAACAACCUUCUUCUACUUCGGUCCGCUCUCACUCGACCUCCUCUACCACAUCUUCUUCCUCCAACGAUAUUCGCGCCUCCUCGAAGAGAGCUCUGGACGCUCGCCGGCGCACUUCUCAUGGCUCCUUACCUUUGCGUCGACACUGCUGCUAUGUAUAGCGCCUAUGUUCAGUAUGGCCUUCCUGGGUUCUGCGCUCAGUAGCACCCUCAUCUACAUCUGGAGCCGAAAGAACCCAGAUACCAUGCUCAGCUUCCUGGGGCUGCUAGUCUUCAAGGCGCCGUACCUGCCUUGGGUAUUAUUAGGGUUCAGUGUCGUUAUGCACGGCACUGUGCCCAAGGACGAGAUGUGUGGUAUUGUCGUUGGCCACAUCUGGUAUUACUUCAACGACAUUUUCCCUCCCCUUCACAACGGCCACAGCCCCCUCGACCCUCCAGCGUGGUGGAUCCGCCUGUUUGAUGGUGCCCCAGCACCUACAGAGGAGACGCACGAGGAUGAUGCCAUGGCGGACCAUGAGCGAAACCCUAACGAGGCUAUCCCAGAUGCUGCCCCGGCACAGUAAACACCUACAUACAUACACGCGUGCAUUUGGAGUUUGGCGACUACUUACGGUCUGAAGAUACCCUAUUUCCCGCGAAUGAAAGAUUUCACCUUUAGCACGUCUUUUAGUCUGAACCACCCGACCACUUAACAUGUUCACCAACAGACAGUCAACAACCCGUGCACUAUCACCAUAUUUCCACUCCGAUCAGUCUGCUUGGCACAUCCAAUCACUGCACACACGUUCCUGCCACAGAUUGGCCAGAUCCGUCAUAUGCGCCAAGCUCCUGCCUAAUGUGGCUAGCAUCCCCGCGGACCUGCAUAUCAUCGCUCAUUUCAUGUCCGUGAUACCCCAGAUCUUGGAAGAAAGCGAGUGGCAAUGGACG
Macroventuria anomochaeta is the source of this 1297-nucleotide messenger RNA. Its product is annotated as derlin-1.1. The coding region runs from base 169 to 933 and encodes 254 amino acids. Lineage: Eukaryota; Fungi; Ascomycota; Dothideomycetes; Pleosporales; Didymellaceae. Gene Ontology annotation, cellular component: Hrd1p ubiquitin ligase ERAD-L complex; endoplasmic reticulum membrane. The transcript is spliced from 3 exons. Gene Ontology annotation, biological process: endoplasmic reticulum unfolded protein response. The record is from RefSeq and is a predicted model, not a curated record. Gene Ontology annotation, molecular function: ubiquitin-specific protease binding; misfolded protein binding.